AUGGACAUAGACACGCCGGGCGGGUCGAGCCCGGUGGACCUGGAGAACCUAAUUCAGGCCUACAGGGGGCACUCCAGGAUCAACCGGCUGGUAUUCAUCGCGCAGGCGUCCGUGGGCAAGCCCAUUGAGCUCGAGGCGCUCAAGCUCGCCGCGGACGACCUGAAGAGCACGGAUUCCGCGGUGGAGAUGUACGAGCUGGUGAUGCAGAUGAUCGACGGGCGCCUCGGGGACGCGUACAUCCCCGACGUGGCGUGGAUAGAGACAACGCGGAGGGCGAACCGCGAGCAGGAGAAGAAGCUCAAGCACGAGCUGAAGCAGUACCAGAACAACAUGAUGAAGGAGUCCAUCAGGAUGGCGCACAACGACCUGGCCGACUUCUACUACAACCGCGGGGGUCCGGAUAACCUGAACGAGGCGUUCCGGAGCUACGUCCGCACGCGGGACUACUGCUCCUCCAACCGCCACACCAUUGCCAUGUGCCUCAACAUCGUCCGCGUCGCCAUCGAGGUCCAGAACUGGGUCCACGUCCUCAACUACGCACAGAAGGCGCUCCAGACCCCGCAGAACGACGACGUCAUCGUCCAGGCCAAGCUGCGCGCCGCCGAGGGCCUGGCCCUGAUGCAGAUGGGCAAGUACCUGGACGCGGCGCACGUGCUGACGUCGGUGUCGCCGGAGAUCGGCGACACGUUCUCGGACGUGAUCGCGGCGCAGGACAUCGGCGUGUACGGCACGCUGUGCGCGCUGGCCAGCAUGCCGCGCACCUCGCUGCACCGCUGCGUGGCCGAGUCCGGGCCGUUCCGCGAGCUCGUGACCAUCCCGGACCUGCGCGAGGCCGUGCAGGACUUCCACGCCGCGCGGUACUCCGGCGCCCUCGCCGCGCUGGCCCGCCUGCAGCCCACGCUGGAGCUCGACCCCCACGUGUCCCGCCACGUCAGGCCGCUCAUGGCCGCCAUCCGCAGCCGCGCGCUCGCGCAGUACUGCAAGCCCUUCGCGGCAGCGGACCUGCGGCGCAUGGCGCAGGUGUUCGGCACGACCGAGGACGGGCUGCAGGCGGAGCUGGAGGCGCUGAUCGAGGGCGGGCAGAUCGACGCGCGAAUCGACGUGGCGCGCGGGGUGCUGGUGGAGCGCACGCGGGACGACCGGGCCGCGGCGUACGAGGCGGCGCUGGCGGGGAGCGACGCGAUGCUCGGGUCGACGCGCGCGCUGCUGCUGCGGGCGUCGCUGGUGCGGCACGACGUGUCGGUCAAGCGGCCGGCGCGGGCCGGGCGCGGCCACGGGGACGGCGGGACGCCCGGGCCGCCGCAGCACGUCGACACCGAGAUGGAGGGACCGACGGGGAUCGCCGCGGCGAUGGAAUAA
Messenger RNA from Pedinophyceae sp. YPF-701, 1359 nucleotides. Lineage: Eukaryota; Viridiplantae; Chlorophyta; Pedinophyceae. The record is from the annotation of a GenBank genome assembly.